AUGAAUUGCCCAUCGUUCAUUUUAAAGGACCCCUACAACGAUAAGGUCAAGAUUAGAAGAGCAAAACAUUCUCAUGAAUAUGUUGUACCAUCCCAUUUCGCCACUAUACCCACAAAUCACACCCAAUCUCGAAUUAUGAGAAAUGCGCAUAUCAAUGCACAUCUCAGAAUACCAAGCAUCAAGGAGCAGGACGAAUACGAGACCGAAGAUGAUGAUGACCAUAUGCCAAAGACUCCCAUUGGCGAAGAUGAUGAAGAUGAUGAAGAUGAUGAAGGCGAUGAAGAUGAUGAAGGCGAUGAAGAUAUACCUCUUGCAAUGCUGGCCUUUCGAAAAGGGUUUAUUGUUCCAGAUAAAGUGGAGCAUGUAUAUCCAUUGAUACAGCAUGUGCCCCAAAUGAUGAUGCCAAUAAAAAGCAACAGUAAAAACAGCAAAGCUCCAUCUCAUAACAAUCAUCGGCUUCCUAUGAUGUACAGUUACUCUGCCAUCUUGCCACCAAUGCAUUAUCCCGAGAAUCAUCCCCAACAACAAUCACGACAAUUUUACCAACUGAACCGAAAUUACUCUUACGAUGGCACACCAAGUUCCAACUCGUCUGUUUCUUCGCUCUCAUCUACUUUGGAAACACUUGCUUCAAGCAAAUGCUAUGGUCGGCAUGGUGAAUAUCAGAUCAACAACAGAGGGACAACCUCAGCGUAUCUUCAUCGAGAAAGAUCUCUUCAUAUGUAG
Messenger RNA from Mucor velutinosus, 726 nucleotides. RefSeq names its product UDENN domain-containing protein. The record is from RefSeq and is a predicted model, not a curated record. The transcript has a single exon. The coding region runs from base 1 to 726 and encodes 241 amino acids. NCBI's taxonomy places the organism in Eukaryota, Fungi, Mucoromycota, Mucoromycetes, Mucorales, Mucoraceae.